Parus major (Great Tit) is the source of this 5203-nucleotide messenger RNA. RefSeq names its product acid sensing ion channel subunit family member 5 (gene ASIC5). The annotation marks the transcript as partial. Gene Ontology annotation, molecular function: ligand-gated sodium channel activity. Gene Ontology annotation, biological process: sodium ion transmembrane transport. The transcript is spliced from 9 exons. Gene Ontology annotation, cellular component: membrane. The record is from RefSeq and is a predicted model, not a curated record. NCBI's taxonomy places the organism in Eukaryota, Metazoa, Chordata, Aves, Passeriformes, Paridae.
UUAAAUGCUACUUUCUUUUCUUUUAAUUUUAACUUUGUUCCAUAUUCAGGAAUACUGGAAAAGAUACAAUUGUGUUUAAUAAAGAAACUGCUGCCAGAUUUGGAAGACAGAAGGAAAUAUCAUGAGGAGUUUGCCUCAUCCACGUCAUUUCAUGGUGUGCAUAACAUCGUCCACAGGCAGAGCAAGGCUCGCAGAGCGCUGUGGCUGCUGAUAGUCGCAGGCUGCCUUGCCAUUGCUAUUUGGCAGAUCUGCAGCCGCUUCAUCUACUACUUCAGCUGGCCAACCACAACCACAGUGGUGGUUCAGUAUGUGGAAAACAUCAAAUUCCCCGCUGUGACCUUCUGCAACUUGAACAGGUUUCAAGCUCAUGCAGUGAGCAACAUGAAAGUAAUUUUUUUAAUUUGGAACAUUGUAUCUUCAAUUCUCCAAAAAUUUGCUGUGGAAGAUAAAUAUUCCCAGGAGUUAAAUGAUUUCCUUUUUGGGAACCAGAACUUCAGCAUCAAAGACUUUACAAGGAAAAAUGGGUUUUAUCUGAACAGCAGCACAUUGCUAGAAUGUGAUUUUUUUGGAAAGCCAUGUUACCCACAGGAUUUUGAACAGGUUUUCACUGAAUAUGGAAACUGCUUUACUUUUAAUCACAAUGAUCUUUCAGCAAGAAGAGUGAGUUUGUCUGGAAGAGGCUUACAUUUGCUUUUUGAUGUCCAGCAGGACAAAUUCACCGACGAACCUACUCUUGGUUACACUGAUGCUGGAAUAACGUUUGUUAUCCAUUCACCCCAAGAGCUUCCACGUUUUGAUGGUUUAGGUUUACUGACACCAGUGGGGAUGCACGCACAGGUCGCAAUCCGUCAGCUGAAGUCAAUUAUCCAAGAAUACCCAUGGGGAGAGUGCAAGCCUGAUAUAAAGCUUCAGUACCACAAGAUUUACAGUACUAACGGAUGUUUGCUGGAAUGCAAAGCCCGGUACAUACAGGACUGGUGUGGCUGUUUGCCAUUCAUUCUUCCAGGAAAUGGAACAGAAUGUGACUUGCUGAAAUUUUACAAAUGUGUUUAUCCAGCUGUCUAUGAGAUAGAGAUAAAAGGAUUAUGUACAGCAGGAACACACAAUUCUACUUGUCCUGUCCCAUGUGAAGAAACAGAUUAUCCUACCACUGUCACCUAUUCAAACCUUGGAGGAGAAAAAACCAUAAAAUAUUUUUCUACUAAACUGAAGAGAAGCCCAGAAUACAUCAGGCAGAACCUUGUGCGUAUUGAGAUUAAAUAUCAUGAUCUGAGCUACAAAAUAACACAGCAGCAGAAGGCCUUGACUAUCUCUGAGUUGCUUGCUGAUGUAGGUGGCCAGCUUGGAUUGUUUUGUGGUGCCAGUAUGAUUACAAUCAUAGAACUGCUAGAGUAUAUAUUUACUAACUUCUGUUGGAUGUGCAUCUUUCUUCUUUUGAAAGCUCCUGAAAUGCCUCAAUGGAACAAUCCAUCCCACGACCAACCAAUACAUAAGGAAAAAAAGAGAGGAAUACAGGAAUGUUAGUGGCUUGUAGAAGUCUGGAACUAACUGGUUUUCCAAAUUCCCUUUCUUUUUAAGAUACAAAGGAGAUAGUAAUAUUUCACAUUGCUCCCUUCUUUGCACUCCGUAUCCUCCCUUCUUUCCACUAAAACUAUUUAACUGUACUAAGUAACUUUAAACAGUCCAUUUCACAAAGUCUCACUUUCCUUCUCAUAUAAAGGAAAAAUGUAAUCUUUAACUUUUAUUUUAAUAAAUAAACUUUUUUUUUUUUUUUAAAAUGGCAUAGCAAGUGAUGCUGACAUAUGAUACAAUUUAGCAUUCCUGACCCAGUUUUUAUCUUCUAUGUUUUGAGUGAUGACAAGUAAUACACAUGCCAAACAAUCUCACAGAAAUUUCUUGACUACCAUAAAUAUGGAGCAUUGCUGUUCUUAAAAUGCAGGUUCCUUAUUAACAACUCUUCUAGUAGGUUAUCAUUGUAACAUAUUCCAGUGAAGAAUAUGGUAGCUUCACCUAGAACAACUAGGAACGUGACUAACAGCAAUAAAGUUUUCAGUACUAUCUGUCUGAAACUCAUUAAAAAAUCUCAUCAGUCUGCCAGCUACUAUAGAAAAUCACAGGGCAUCCAGGUGGAUGGCAAGUGGGCAAACAUGGGUCAAGUUCAACAUUUAAUGUCAUGAAAGAUGAAAGUAAAGGCUGAAGGCUUCAUCUAAGUCUUACUAAAUAUAAGUCAGUGUAAGAAUUUUGUGGCUUUGGUGCUGAUUUAGGCUUCCUGAACAUUUAUUUCUUUAAAAGUGUUCAGAAAAGCUUCUGUGAUUUCCUACAUCUGUUUGGGCCUAGAGCAGUAAUGGUUUAGUCUUACGUUUUUUUAAGACAGCAGUGAUUAAAUAAAGCAGUGAGUACUGAAGAGCCAAGUCCUUAAUGCCAGAUAUAAAGUAAUGAAAAUGCUAACAUUUGGCCAUCAUUGGCAACAGCUUCCCUUCAACACAAGCCCUAGGAUCUGCAAUUCAGGAAACACAGGAAAUGUUUUUGCUUCCUAGAAAGAGAUGCCUUGAUUUUUGUCCUCUAACCUUAAGCAUAACUCAAAAUAUUAUUUUUCUCAAUUCCUUUUCAUUGCUCACUACGCUUCUGCUGGGUCUUUUCCCCCUCACUAUUACCAAGCACAGGCACAUUUGGCUCAGCAGUCCUAUAAAAAGGUCAUUCUAACCCUACUGUCCAAGGCAUGUAUUAAACACAGAGGAAGAAUGGAAAGAACAGAGCAAACAUACUGCAGUAUUUCUCUAAAGACCUCUCCCAGCCUCAAACACUUACUAACUGUGGAAUUCUUAAGCCAAAAGAAAUUAUAGGUUUGGAAGUAGGAACCAGGUAUUAUCUGACUUCUGGAUAAAAAGAAAAGCAGGGUAAAGUUUAAACAUAGUAAUCUAGCACACCUUGUAUUUCAGAGAUCAAAGUGUUUUGCAGCUAUCAAUCACAACAAUUUGUUUUGUUUGCUUCUACUAAUAAGGGCUAAAUUAGAACUAAGAACAUUAGUAUUGUAAGGACUAAACAAAACGCAACUGGUAUUGUUUCAGUCCAAAGGUUCAAGUGAAAUGAAGCACAAAGCAUGCUAAAAAAUCAGCCAAAAAAAGCAACAGUCCUCAGAAAGAGAAGGUACUGCAAUCUUUGCUUUGUUUAAUAAGACUAAAAUGACUUUUGCUUACUCCACUGACUUUGGACAAGGACAGCUGAAUUCAUGGCUUGGUUACAGAUUCUUUUAACAUACGUGGCAGAAGGAGCUCUGAAGAAAGCACAAAGACUUGUUUUGCCCAAGGUCAAGUGACAGACUCAGAUUUUUUUUUUUUCAGCAAUGGUUUGUGAUAAGAUUAUAUAAAGCAAUUGAUUCCCCAGCACAGCUAAAUUUAGCAAGUGUGCUGUGCAGCAGAGCAGAAGUAAGGGUACUUUUGUAUUUUGAUGUAUGACUACUCCUCUAUUAUUGCAAUAGAAUUUUAAAAAGUGUUAAAGAAAUGUCUGGCUUUUCUGGAUGGGUGACAAUGUCUUAUCUACAAGGAUAGCAGAAGCAAGUAUUUUAAAGUUUGAACAGAUCACCUUCUAGUUUAGCAUGAUUUUUCUGCUUUUUAUUCAGUUUUCCUUUUCACAAGUGCACAUCUAUGCUCCAAGUAAACAUACUGGCAAGAUUUUCCCAUAGCAAUUGAUUCUAAAAUGGCAGUCCUAACAAUGAAAUUAGUUUACAUGACUGAGAAAUCCCCUUGGGCUCUUCCCAAGUCCUCGUCUGAUGUGCAAAAAGAGAUGCAAAAUAAAAUUUUGUAAAAAAAAAAUUAAAACUAUAUUUUUAAAUGCAUUCUGCAGAGGUUAUUAAACUUUAUUUAAUGCUGUAAGAAUCUCACACUGUUGCAUGUUUUCUAAAGAACAGAGAGAGGCAAUUUAGUUACAUGAAUAACUACCUGUGUUUGGGAACUCUGGACUUUUUAUAGACUAUUGUUGCAUUCCCUUAUAGAAUUUUAUAAGGAUUUUUCAUAGAAUAUUAUUUCAUUGCCUUAUACACAGUAUUUAUUUUCAACUCCUGGACAGCUGGUCAGAGUAGUACCAGGAAGACUUAAUAAACUAUCAGAGAACUUGCCAUGAGAGACUGGGGUGGGGGAAGGUUGGAGAUAGCUAAAGACACAAAUCACACCUUUUGACAAGCUUCUUUAUCUCACUUCCCUUAUUCUAACUGUCCCACAAGCCUACUAUUGCAAUGUACAUGGCAGACAUAUCUAAAGGAGUGCCAGAAAGUAAGGAAUUAUUCAAUCAGAAAUUGCAUUUUUUUCCCCAAAUAAUUCAGGAAACAGGUCUGGCACUUGCUUAUUUAGCAAAGGAAAAUGUAGAAUGUACAGAACGGCCUGUAUUUGGAUUUGGAGCAGACUUUCAUGGAGAAGAUGAACUCACUGCAACGUUUCACCAGUAGAUGCCCCACUUACCUUAGGCUGCUGUUCACAAGGCUUCUCUUGCACAGCUGAUUUCUCAGCACCUAUUAUAGAAUUUCUCAGUGAAACUGAAGUCAUAUUGGUUCCCUCUGGUUGAUGAUGUAUCAGCUGGGGAAAUAUUUCAAAGAAGCUGCUGGCAAAUCUGCCAUUAUUUAGAUUGAACUAAGAGACAUCAUCUUUGCAGCACUAUGCUUAGAUUGAUUUCUGAGGAAAACAAGCAAACAAAAGUAUACAGCCAUCCCCACUCUGCAUCAAAAUCAGCUGAUCAAAAUCAAGAUCAAAGCAUUCUUUAUGGAGCUUGUACAAGCCAGCUGAUCUAAUGUUCCUUAAGAAAGUGGUUAAGGUAAAAUAAUUAUCCUCACUAACUCCUUAAACUGAAACUACACAGGGGGGAAAACCAGUAUUUCCCUAUAUAAUCACUCAAGUUUGAAGGUAGUUAGCUGUGCCUACGCCCUAGCCCAAAUAUAAGUGUUUGCAUGGGGUGUGAAUCUGGUGCUGAAAAAACUUCAGAAAAGAACUCUUCCUUACCUGAGCAAUACCUCAUGGCAGCAUGAAACAGCCAAGUUUCUUACAAAUAAACAUUGCCUCGUACUUGCUCAGUGUUUUGGAAAUCCAAACAUCAUCAUGCAAUUCUAAAAACUCCCAGACCAACAUAAACCAUAGUGUUCCACUCACACUGUCUCUUGAAGUAUGAAGUGUUUCCAGAACUUCAUAAUUCUGUACACAGAAGUGAAUAUCCCUUA